GCCCACCGGCCCCGCCGCCGCCGCCGGCUCCGGGCCCGCCGCGCUGCGCGGGGCGCGGCCGCUCCGGCCCGGGGCGCGGGGCCGCUCCGCCGCCGCGGGGCUGCGCACGGCAGAUGCACCGAGUCCAGCUGAAACCACCGUGGGCAAGAGCUGCUGGGCCAGCGGCUGCAUAGUAAAGCCAGCGCGGCACCAUGCCUGCGGCAGAGCGGGUCCUCCUCCGCUCAGUGACCAUGUGGCUGCUCCUGCAGAGCCUCCUCCUCCUCCUGACCUCCUGCCUCCGCUCGGCCACCGCGUUCCCCAAGGGCUGCUACCCCUCGGAAGAGGAGGGGCUGAAGACCUUCCGCUGCAGCAAUGCUCGGCUGACUGAGGUCCCCAGAGACAUCCCCAACGACACCAACAAGCUCUACCUGGACUCCAACCAAAUCCCCUUCCUGCCCCGCGACGCCUUCCAGGACCUUCCGCUCCUUCUGGAGCUGGAUCUGUCCCACAACGCCAUCGCCAGCGUCGAGAGCGGGGCUUUCCGGGGCCUGGCAGAGCACCUGCACUCCCUGGACUUGUCUUCCAACAGGCUGGUGUCGGUCAGCAAAGAUGCCUUUAGCAACCUGAAGGCCAAGGUCAACCUCUCCAACAACCCUUGGCUGUGUGACUGUCAGCUGCAGGAGCUGAUCCGCACGGUGGACCUGGCGGCCGGUUCCUCGGGCGGCAUCGUGUGCGACUCCUCCGCGCAGGAGGAACACAUCGGCAAAGCUUUCCUGCAGGUGAUCGCCGACACGGACUUCUGCAACGUGUACAAAAAGACCACGGACAUCGCCAUGCUGGUCACCAUGUUCGGCUGGUUCGCCAUGGUGAUCUCCUACCUGGUCUACUACGUGCGGCAGAACCAGGAGGACGCCCGACGGCACCUGGAGUAUCUCAAGUCCCUGCCCAGCAAGCAGCGGAGGUCGGAGGAGUCGUCCACCAUCAGCACUGUGGUGUGAGGCACCGGCAUCCUGCAGGACACGGGGACCGGCGGAGCCGGGGAUCGGCCACUCCGCAGGUGUGCCAUGGCUGCAGGAGCUGUCACGAGCCACCGUCAUUGCACAGAAAUAGUCACGGAUUUGUUCUCCUCGGGGAAGCGGCAUCUGGCAGCGGGAGCCGCGGCCGGCGAGUGCCAGGCUCUGGCACAGCGAGGGGCGAAGUGGCUGCGGCCGGGGGCGGUUAUCGGCGAUGGGCACAGAGCGGCCGCGGCAUCUGCCCGCUGCCUGUGCGUUACGAAGGACCGGAGAGACCCCGAGCAUCCCCCUGGCACGUGGCUGUUGCUCCGACCGACCCGGCCGUUCAGACUUCAUUUAAAACUUUUAUAUUUCCUUUGCAGAGAUCCCUUGGGGCAUUAACAAAAAUGAGCGUUUUAAUCCCUCCCCGGCUUACCCUCGGCUGCCCGAGGGAUGUUCCCGGCAGCGCCGGGCAGCCUGGGCCUGGCUCCCUGCCUGGACGGGCAGCGGGCAGGGCUGGGCCGCAGGGAGGAGCGGUACGGCCGCGAGGCCAGUGCCCUGCCGGGUUGCCGACCCCAGGAGGGUCACGGGCUCUGACCGCAGCCCGGCGGGAACCGAAGGAUGGGGUGGGAGGUGGGGACACAUUGGUUGGGAAAAGCAAGAGGCAGGGCUGGGGGUGCCCCACUCGUGCUGGACGGUGUCACCCCAUUUCCCAUCUCAGCCCCUGCCGCUCCCUGCUCCUCUCCCGGCACCCCCGGGGCCAGGCGGAGUGAGGGGCGUGGGGGUCCCUGAUUGGAGACGGGGCGGCCGGUGGGAAACCCCAGCACUUUCCCCUUCAGAGCACAAAGUUUCUACAAGAAGCAAAUGGGAAAUGAGCUCUCCCUCGGGGCCGCCAAGGGACGCGGGUGCUGAUGGAGGGGAACCGAGGGGUCCAGGCGGUGGGUCCAGCCCUGCCGGGAUGUCGGGGGGAGCGGGUUUCCCCUCGGUGCUCCCCGGGGACCGCGCGGGUGGGGGUUUGCAGCCAGGUAGCACCCCUGAGCAGCCUGCUCCGAUCUGCCGCUGGAGGAGAGCUCCUACCUCUCGCUCAAGGACUCAGACGGCUGCCGACCGGUCACUGUGACGGCAAGCGGGGAUGGAGGGAGCCGCUGCGGCUCCUCCGCCCUCUCCCCACUCCCGCGCCACUGGCAGGAGCCUGAACCUCCCCUAAAAUGCCCCAAAGUCCCUUUUUGACACUUCCAGCAUUGGGCUGCAGGUUCCUGGUGUCGGUAGGUAGAGGUGAGGCCGGAGUGCCGGAGGUCAGCGCGGGUGGGGGUCCGUGCCCACCUUUGGGCACGCAGGGUCCAAGCGGCGACGCAGAGCAAAGCCAGAGCAGACCCAGACUCUUCCAACCGAGUGUCUGGCCCCUGAGAGAGCUGGUUUUGCUGGGUUUGCCCUUUUUUUUUAAACCAACUGAAGCUAAAUUGCCUUAAUUCACCAAGAGCACCAACCAAAGCUGCUUGAACAUCCUCCGUGCCGGGCCAGACCCGGCUCUGGCUGCCCCGGCACAACGGGGGCUUAUCGCCAGGUCCGGCCUCGGACACUGGUGCAGGCAGCGUAUUUCAGCGCAGGCAGGGCUCCGUCCCCUCGCUGCUGCCCGUCCUCCCGCACCCCGGUGCCGGUGGGAGCCGUGGGACGGAGCUGGCCGGGAGCGGCGCCCGCGCCCUUCCACAAGUGCCUCAUUUCCCAGCGCGGCCCAGGGGCUCGGCAACGCACAAGCACCUCAGUCCCAGCUCCAGUCCAGGCGUCCCCUGCGCCUGCAGCCCCACGGCAGCUCCCCCCCCACCCCCCCCCGGUAAAACCAACUGCAGAGAAAAGGGGCUGGGGGUAACCGGACCAAGCCACCGCGAGCGGCUGCACCGUGGCCCCAGGCGGCUGCUCUCGUGCCCGCGACGUGCGGGGACACCCGGGACCAUCUGACCCAAUGUGUUUUGUUUAAGGGACCUUUUACGUUCUUACUUUAUACGACAAUAAAGUUGGCUUUUACUUUGGA
Molecule: messenger RNA, 3000 nt
Organism: Grus americana (Whooping crane)
Lineage: Eukaryota; Metazoa; Chordata; Aves; Gruiformes; Gruidae
Gene: LRRC3C
Product: leucine rich repeat containing 3C
Exons: 2
Coding region: 192-977 (261 amino acids)
Molecular function (GO): protein binding
Source: RefSeq, a predicted model, not a curated record